GUAAAGUUGGCAAAGUUAGCGGAGGGAGGGCGAAACGGAGAGCGGGAGGAGCCGCGUGCGGAGUCCGGCUGCGGACUUGCUGGGGGAGGGGGGUGGAUCCCGUUGAAUCUGCGGCCGGGGAAUGUCGGCGAAGGAUGCCUAGGGCUGGCCCCCCGCUCCCUCCACGCGCGUCCGCGGCUCGCGCGUGUCUCGGGAUCGCGCUGUGCAGGCCAGGGCUGACCCUUCCUCUGGCGGGGAAGCCGUGGCCUUUUGCUUUCGGAGGGACGGCGCCUGUUGCAGAGAGCUGUCCCCUCGAGGGCCUGCGGCUGGCGCUGGAGCCUGCGCCCUGUCCCCGGGGUCGCGCCCUCCGGGGUGGCGCGCGCACUGCCCUGGUCCGCGGUGACAAAGAUGUGUAACUUGGACUUUCUUCCACUGGGGCGAGUUGCGGCUCCAGGCCACGCACAGAGAAGCGCUGGGACUGGUUAAUCAGUAAUCGGGACUCUAGGUGGAGGCUUCAAGCGGCCAACUUUCUCUUUGCCACCCCGCAGGGCAGGCGUGCGGCCAGGGCUGGGCUCUGCAGACACCGGUGCCUUGGUGGGUUCAGGGGAGACUUGAGGGCUUGGCAGGGGCGCACUUAGGCCCGAGAAGUGCAGAGUCUGGACGCGUGGUCCAGCCUUGCCUGCAGCUGUGUGCAGGGGUACAUCGGAGUCAGCUUGGACCAGCCCAGAGCAGCCCUGCAGAGACAGCCUGUGGGCACAGCCGCCUUCUCCCCGCCGCUUCUACCAUGGGCAUGAGUGGAUAGCCCAUUCGCCAUGAGCUGUGACCCUGCUGGCGUUUCCAGGUGGCCCCACAUCACUCGCGUAGGACCUGUCGGCUUGGUUGCCUCUCCAUUUCUGAUGUGUUUAAUCCUCAUGGAGCUACGUUCGUAACCAUGGCAACUCGGGUCGAAGUUGGCUCCAUCGCAUCCCUGAGGGCGGGGCCCAGCCUCAGUGACAUCAGCCGGGAGGAAACCCUGAAGAGGACCUACUUUUGCCAGGCUGGGGACAUCCCUGGGGCACCUACCACCAGGAUCCUAAGUGCAAAGAGCUCCCUUCAGACCCGCCUGUCCCCACUGCCUGGUGCUCCGAGGCCUUUCUUAAAGGAGCAGGUGCCCGAGAGGAAGGCUUCUGUCAAAUCCUUGUGGCCUGGCACCUCUCAGCCCUGUCUUUCAGCCCAGACUGCCAAGGAGGAAGCUAAAGUGGACUUGAGUAAAAAGAUGCCGAGCUUAGCUGGUGAGGAGACAGACAGAGGGGAGGACCUGCAGAAUUGCCCUUCUGUACCUAACAAAGCCACAUUCCUGAGAUCUGGCCCUAGCACCAUGGUCCUUUUUGAAACAACCAAAGCUGGACCCAGCCUGGGCAAAGGAUCCUGCGAGGGGAGCCGGGAGGCCAGCUCCCGGGCAACCCAGGUGUCUCUCUUAAGUGCCAGGCCUGAGGUGGCCACCAAGCCUGCUGUACCUGCUCGGAAGCCCCCAGUGACUCUGCCUCGACCGACCUCCCUGUCACAGGACUCUGGGUCCACUGUAUCUCAGGGGGAGGCAGGCCGAGCCCAACCUUUGCCAAAGGCUCACAGUGUGGAGAACCCCGCUGGCCAGGCUCCAGAGGCCAAGCCUCAACCGAAGAGACGGCCCAUGUCAGCAGUAUAUAGUGAGUACAGCGAGUCCUCAAAGCCAGGCUCGGGUGGAGUGGCAGUCACGGGCAAAGUGCCCCCUACGCCUCCUGAGAAGACGUGGGUGAGGAGACCCAGGCCUCUGUCUGUGGACCUGACUUCGAUCUUUGAGAGUGGAGACACGUUUCUGAAGAAGGUAGCUACUGAGCAGAGCACAGCCGAGCACCAGGGCCCGGAGAGGACCAGCAUGGAGCCCAGGGGUGAUGCAGAGGGUCCUGCCCGCAUGGAUGCCACGCCGCAGGACCCUGAUGCGGACUUCCAGGAACUGGCCAAGAGGCUCCAUGCACGGAGGGAAAAGAUAGUUCUUAAGCAGGCAGAGACAGACAGUCCCAGGACUCCAAGGGCCAGGGCCACCCCUGGAGACGAUCAGAGUUCCCAGGAAGAGAAAGCCAUGUCAGGCCAGCAAUCAGAGAAGGUGCAGGAGUCCCCUUCGUCCAGACCUGAAAGAGCCCCGGGGCUGACCGAGGUCAAGGGUGGAAGGUUUGACCAGGAGGCUUACGCACAGACAGAGAGGAAGCCCACAGGAAGCGUCAGGAAGCGGCUCAGUCUGUUUGGAGAAGACAGUGCUGCUGUGGCCUUGGCAGUGGCAUCUGAGCCCACCCCCGUGACCCUGGAGUCCCCGUCCACAGCCCCAGAGCCUUCCAGAGCUGGUGUGAACGUUCAGGCUCGGAUCAAAGGCUGGACCUCGGAGAACACUGGGGAGAAGCCAGAGGUCAGGAGAAGGGUGCCCCAGGCACGGCCAUUGCCUGCGGAUUUGACCAAACCGUUCUCGAGGACAGCUUCGAGCAACGAGAUCGGGCACGAGAAGUGUGCCACGCUGGGUGGCGAGCUCCCUGGGGAGAGGAGAGAAAAGCUUAAGGAAAGGCAUGAUUUGGAUGCAGCCCCUGCUACAAAAAGUCCCUGGAAGAACGGGGUUCCCCAGAAGUCUAAGCAGACAGAGCUCAAAGGUACCUCUGAACAGGAGAACCCCGACAGGUGUUGGGGUGCUCGAUCAGCGGGAGACGCAGGUCCUUCUGAAGUCAGUCCGGAAGAUGAUGGGAGCUUCCAGAAGGUGUGGGCCACGGUGUUUGAGCAUCAUGUGGAGAGACACACAGUGGCUGACCAGGCUAACCGUUGCCUCUCAACCACACCCCCUUGUGAUACAGCUGACACGCCCCUGGUUCCCAAACCAAGGCCUGAGAAUUGGCCAGGGAAGGAACCACCAGGAGUGGCAGACAGGAGAGACCGCUCCAGGUGGUCAUCGGACCAUGCUGACCCAGGGAUGCUGGGACGAGCAGCUCUUGCGGAUGUGGAACGGAGACAGUAUCCAACACCUGUCCCCGAGAUGCACCCCAUGGAAGAGAGACACAGCCGCUCUGUCCCGAGGCAUUUAGAAAGUUCCCCUGUGUCCCAGAGGGUCCAGCCCAGGUAUGACAUCGUGCAUGCCUCAGGGGAACGUGCACACAGUGAAGCUGUGUCCAGGGUGCCUGAGGAGAAAGCGGUGACCCUGCGCAGUGGCAGAUCCCGGCUCUCACUGCCUGUCCGGCAGCUGUCCCAGGAAGUCAACCCUACUUACUUGGAGUGCUCUCUACAGGCUAAUGGGGGUGCUGUCCAAAGGGCAAGUCUUAUAUGGGAAGCUCGGGGUAAGGAAGGCAGUGGACAGAAGCUGGACUGUCAUCAGACAAGGGAUGGAUUUGGAGACACUUGCCAAUCUCCCAAAUGGACAGGACGGGGAGUGGCAAGUGGGCACGGCAGCGCUGUGGUCAGCAAAGAUCUCAGUACUGCCCAAAGGGGUCCAACCUGGAAUGUCUCUUCAGGUCCUCCUUCCAGGGCCAACAUUGAGCCCUGUGACUCCCAAGUACAGACAGGGCCAGACUCCUUGUCCCCAAAAAGAGGUUCCCUCAUGGUUGCCAGUGAGGAUAACCCAAGGCUGGCCCAGGUGUCCCAGCCUGAAGUCAGAAUGAGGAGGUCCAACCCUUCAGAGCUGAGGGUGGACAGGUUGAGGCGGCGGACUUUGCCCCAUGAUGCCAAGUUUGAUCCGUUCAACCUCCUCGUGCCAGAGAGUGCUACCAAAAGGCAGCAGAGACCAGCAGAUGGUCUGACCUCCCCAACCUGUGCCUUACAGAGACCCCCAUUGUCCCACCAGCAGGCACAAACUCAGGAGGUGACACCAGAUGCCUUACAAGGCAGGACUUUCCUGGUGGAGAAGCAGGGGCCGUCUGUAGAGCCCACUGCGACUUUCUUUGCGGUGACUUAUCAGGUUCCUGAUAUUCAGAAGGUCAAGAGUGUGAUUAAGUCAGGGACUGAAGAUAUGUUGGAACCUUCCAGAAAAACACCUCCACCUCUGUCACCUCGCUCUGUUGUGUCCGUUCUGGCUUCUCCCGGCCAUGAAGAGCCAUGGUCUCCCGUCAGCAGCAAGGGCUCCGCUAAGGGGAGAGAGUACGAAGAAACAUGGAACCUUUCAAAACACCCGAAGUCCACAGACCAGCCCACCACGUCUGCAGGGGACAGGACUCUGGAUCUUUCCAGGGACAGAAUCAUUGAUGUGGAUGCUCUGUGGCUUUCUCGAGGGUCAGAAGAUAGCGCUGCAAAGGACCUCAAGAUCGGGGCAUCCUCGGAAAGAGAUGCCCCACAGACAUCCCCGGUCCUGAGGCAGCGGCCCAGAAGCCUCCUGGUGAGGAGGAGGACAGAGGUGGUUAGUGAAACGUUCCCAGGGAAGAUGAGAGAUGGCUACAGAUCGAGCGUCCUUGACCUUGACGCUUUGAUGGCAGAGUACAAGGAGCGGUCAAGCAGAAUAACCAGCAAGACCCAGCAGCAGCAGGACAGCCCUCCUGCAGAGCCCAGCAGCUCGCCUCAGGAGAGAUCAGGUUGGCCCAAGGAGGCGGAGUGGAGACGGAGGAGCCUGAAGGAGGCCCCCCAGUCAGACAGUGUCGGGCAACAAGCAGGGCGCUCCGUGAAAGCUCUCCACUCCCCUGGCCCCAGCAAGCAGCCAGCAGAGCCCCUAGGGGCAGCCAUGACCACCAAGUCUGGCUUGCCACUGUGGGCACCGCCACACUCGGCUCCUGGAGAAAACUGCCCCUCACCUUCUGCCGUCCCAGCUGGUUCCAGGAGAAAAUCUCCAGGCAUCGCUGAGUUUGAAAGCAAGCCCUCCUCCAGUGAGCACCAGGGUACCAAGCAUUGGCAAAAUUCAGCCAAGUCCCAGGAGCCAGGCAGCAGGUACCCAGUCUCCCCUGGGUCACCUCCCUCUGACCGGAAGAAAGGGACUCCGAGGAGAUCCACUGGUCAGGGAGUGGAAGGCAAUGGGGUGCCGUGGGGAACCCCCCCACGCGAUUCUGGUUGGUCGCCGCUGGACAUCAAGAGGGCCUGCUCAGAGAAGGGCCCACCAGCCAGGAUCCGGGAGGGCCUGUCCGUCAUGCAGGACGCCAGGCAUCGGAGGCAAGAACAGUCCAAAGGGAAGCCGGACCUCCCAGCCACCGAGACUCCCGAGGCUGCCGCAGGACCCUGUCAGAGGGAUUCGAGGAGGCCAGAAGGCCCUAAGGCAUCUUUGCAGAACCUGGAGCGGAGGGACAGUCAGCAGGACAGCCAGCAGCCUCAACGGCAGGUGUCCCCUGUUGCCUCUGUCCCCAGGCGAAGUCACAGCUUUUGCAAGGACAAGAGGAACAGUCCCCUCGUGAACCAGCUGAAGCAGUGUUUCUCCAGGCGAGCCCCUGAGGCCAAGGAUACUGACACCCUCGUGCAGGAAGCCGACAGCCAGUAUGGGACCUGGGCAGACCAGCACCAGAACGGGGGCAGUUUUGGCCCCGAGUCUCCGUCUCCUGACAGCAGCGCAGCGUCCGUGGGAAAGCAGCCCCCUGGCAGUCACUUGUCCUCAUAUACCGAGUCCACGUCGGUGGAGCAGCGUGACAGCUCCAGGGACCGGCGCAGCUCCAGCGUGGACCGCUCCAGUUCCGAGCUGGAGUCCACAGAUGGCCCAGAGGGACCGCCUCCAUCAGACGUCUGCCCUGCCCAGGAAGAUGAUUUCUCCUUCAUCCAUCAAACCUCAGUCCUCGACUCCAGUGCCCUCAAGACCCGGGUGCAGCUGAGUAAGCGAAGCCGUCGCAGGGCACCCAUCUCCCACUCGCUCCGGCGCAGCCAGUUCAGCGAGUCUGAGAGCCGAUCCCCUCUGGAGGAGGAGUCACACAGCACGUGGAUGUUCAAGGACUCCACAGAGGAGAAGUCGCCCAGGAGGGAUGAAUCAGAUGAAGAGCCGCCCCGGGUGGAGAGGACCCCUGUCAGCCACCCGCAGAGGAUGCCCGUGUUCCCAGGCAUGGACCCCGCUGUGCUGAAGGCUCAGCUGCCCAAGAGGUCAGAAGUGGACAGUCCUGGAGACUCUCUCAGCUGGACACCCCAGCCCAAGAGUCCUAAGUCGCCCUUCCAUCCCGGGGUGCUGGGUAGUCGGGUGCUGCCUCCCAGCACAGAGAAAGAGGAGAGGUCAGAGGAGUGCUCGCCCCAGUGGCUAAAAGAGCUGAAGUCCAAGAAGAGGCAGAGCCUGUAUGAGAAUCAAGCCUGACCAGACAGGAUGUCACCACACCCAUAAACUCAAGCCUUAACCGCCAGAUGUCUGAACCUGAGGCCAAGCCGCCCACUCCUCCCUGACCACCAUGCUCACGUGCCUGAGUCUUCCCACCCUGAAGACUGCCGUGCUGAGCCACACCCGGGUCCCCACAGGAAGACCCUGUCCCGGGACUCGCUCCAGUCCACAGAAAGAUCUUUCGGCUCUCCAGGCCUGUGGAUCGGCCUUUGGUGUGACAGUUGGCCUUCCUGCCCUCUGCAUACACCUCACCAUACUCCCUAGGCUGGGAAAUCGGCUCUUGGGCUCCUGCCCUGGCAGCCCUUCGGGAAGGACCUUGACAAACAAGCUUGAAUGGCUUUUGGGUUUGCCACCAUCAGAGGAUUACGCUGGGGUCUGUCUCGCGGGUUGGGUUUGAUUUUUUUCCCCGCCCUUUUUUUUAAACAAGCUCCCCUUUCCCCACUAAGAGCCUACCUUCUGACUUCUGACUUAUAAGCACAGCUCCGCCCCAUCCUGUCCAUACCCUUAUCCUUCCUGCGAGGCCCCGUGCACAGUUGGCCUGGGUCGCACGGCUUUCAUGUUUGCUUCAGAGGGGCAUAAAGCAAUAAUGCAGCCAAUUUCCCCUGAACUUUGGCAAAGUGCUUAUGUCUCAGCAUUGACAGCAGGAAGAGGCAGGCAGUGUCCGGUUGCCUCCGGUUACCUGAUCGCUGUCCAAGCUUACGAAGGCUUGUGACGUUCACCCUUGUCCACGUCUGGGUUGCUCUGAUCUCCGUGGGGGGCAGCCUUUGCCCCCAGUCUCGAGCGUUACGAACCUUGGUUGGAAUUGUCCGUGCCCUGGCCACUCACGUCCUGGACCUGCUCUUUCUGAACACCCAUAUCCUGCUGGAGAGAAGACACAACUUAGCUCAGCGGAGCAGACGCGACCCCAACCCCACCUUCCAUGGCUCUCCUGGACAAGUGAUUAUCUAGGUCCCAUGUGGAUGUUGCUCUAACUGAAAGGCCCCUGUACUGGGAGGCCCAGGCCAGAUGCUGGGCCAAGAAUGAGGUCUAUGGUGUCCUCCAUUGUGCUACCUGCAUGUUCACUCCAGGGAGUCCCAAGAGCGUCUGUACUCCUGUUUACUUUUCUUAAGCCUCCAAGGUGGCAUCAGAAGCCCCCCAGCACCAGCGGUCACCCGGAAACACGAGGCCAGCUGCCCGCAGCAUGCCUGCAGCUUCCAGAGACCUUUUUCCAGCCUUGCUUUGGCGACAUGCUCAGCAGUUCCAAGGUGGUUCAAGGUGGCCAUGGAGGGCGCUGGGUCGGGUGUUUUGAUGAAUGCCUGCCUGGCGCGUGUGCCCACCGCUGCCCUGAGGUCCUCAGAGUUAGAAGUUGCUCUCUGUAAAUCCGUUUCUCACAGGUGGUAUUGAGACCUGCCUCCCCUGUCCAUGGCUGCCCCUCUGUCUCUUGCCUCUGCUCCCUCCCACCCGUCCUCUCUGCCUGGUUUCCCUUGGGAAGGGUGUGGUAUGAAGAACACAUGGCCGUGCUUGGUGUCUCGGUUUAGGACGGUCACCUGUGCCUGUGGGCUGAGGUGUUCAGCAGCAAGGAGACGGCAGGCCCCACCUGUACCCCACCUUGUGCUCUGGCUGCAAACAGGAGCCAUUGUCUGUUUACCCUGUUCCUGACUCUCUUCCUCCCCUGAGCUAGUGGUGAGAAAUCACUUGGGCUUCUGUCUCCCUGCAGACUCUCCCAUGGUUGCUGUUUCCUGUUCUGUUUUGUUUUGUUUUUUAAGAUCCAUUUUGUAUUCUGUGGCAAUUUUGAUCUAGUUGCUUGCCAGGGACUUUUUUUCAAACACACUAGCAGGGCUGAGAGUGGGGCUCAGUGGACAGAGUAUGUAUCUAACACACAGGAGGUCUUGGGUUCUGACCCCAGGACCACAUACAUCAACUGUGGUGGUACACAUCUGUGUGAUUCUAGCACCUGGCAGGCAGGAGGAGGAGGGAGGAGGAAGAAGAGAGGGGGUAGUGGCUGCUUAGAAGUCUAAGGACAUCCUUGGCUACAUAAGAUAGGAACAAGCCAGCCUGGGCUAUAAAACACUCAAACAGAACAAAGCAACAUUCUACUCAUGAUUUUGAGUCUAACUUGUCUUGACUCCUUUCUUCUGGGGAGUAGGAGCCUAGUGUAGAUAAAGACCAUGGUGUCAGGGAGUGCUCCUGGGUGUCAGGGAGUGCUCCUGUCUUUAGUAUCAGAAGGCACGGUGGAAUUAAAAUGGGCUUGCCUUGUCUCCUUUGCUAACCCCUCAAACCUGAUGAGAAAUCAGCUUGAUUCCUUAUGAAGACCCACGUAUGGACAGCAGCUCUGGCCAGGGCAAGCUUCUAUGUCUCUCUUCCCCCUCCACCCUCCGCCCCUCCAAUCCAAGCUCUGACAGUUUCACUGGGUGGCGAGUGACCUGCUGCAAGUUGGCUGUGUCCCCAUUUAUAGAAUUGAUGCAGCUCAGAGAGCAGAGGCCCAUGCUUUGGAUCCUUAGCCGAGCUGAGCAAGUCCUCUUUUAAAAACCAGGUGAGGUUCUGGGGCCAAGUAGUGUGCUGAAUGCCUCCCCAGGACCCUCCUUGUAAAGGAACCUAAUAUGCCUUAAUCAAUGUGUGUACUUCAGGCACCUGCAUCCCUCUCCCCCAGCCCUCCCUCCUGGUGACUCUGGCUGUUUUCAGAAUCUCAUGUAGGCUCCAUCAUCUCCUCUUUGCCCAUCAGCAUUUUGACAUCUGAACUUUGGGUCCACCCCUCCCAUCCAGUAGAUAGGCAUUCUCCUACAUAGUCGAUAUCCUCAAACCCAGAGGCCUUUGCCCUGUGAAAUGGAGUGGCAUGGUGCUGUCGGGUGUCCUCAGCUCCAGCAGAGAAACUGGGUGGUCCUGGGGAGUAGGAACUUAGUGUAAUGUGUAUCUCACACCCCCUGAGUUGGAUGCAGGGACAGAUGGGAUCAGAGGGGUUUGUAGGGUAAGGAAGUGUCUUAGGGUUUCUACUUCUGCACAAACAUCACAACCAAGAAGUAAAUUGGGGAGGAAAGGGUUUAUUCAGCUUACACCUCCAAACUGCUGUUGAUCACCAAAGGAAGUCAGGUUUUGAACUCAAACAAGCCAGUAAGAACAUCCCUCCAUGGCCUCUGCAUCAGCUCCUGCUUCCUGACCUGCUUGAGUUCCAGUCCUGACUUUGGUGAUGAACAGCAAUGUGGAAGUGGAAGCUGAAUAAACCCUUUCCUCCCCAACUUGCUCCUUGGACAUGGUGUUUUGUGCAGGAAUAGAAACUCUGACUAAGACAGGGAGCAAGCAUGGAGUUCUGUCUACAUGCCCGUUUUCCUUCUACAAGACAGCCACCUCCAGGAAGCAACUGCUAAAGUAGAGUUGGAAAUAGACUCAAGUCCUCAACUUAGCUGCUGAGCAGGGAUUGGAAAAAAUACUCAUGUGAUUCCAAAGGAAACUCAGCUGGUCCUGGUGUGUGUGUGUGUGUGUGUGUGUGUGUGUGUGUGUGUGUGUGUGUGUGUGUGUGUAGGGCGGGAGUAGGGAUAAGGGCUGCUCUGUCAAUCCUGACUUUACAGCCACUCAUCCUGGUGCCCACAGAUCACACUCGGGAUCUAGGCUCAAUUGAAAAGUGCAAAGCCGCUCCCACCCCUUGUUGAUAUUCAGCCCUGGCAAGUCCUUUGGGCAGCAGAGAUGCUGUGCCCUCCAAAUGUGCCUUUGUCCCACCACCUGUCAAUAGGGAGCAGAUCUCCAAAUACCCAGGUUCCCGGUGUUGCAGUUCCCACUCUGCAUCUCUGAGCGUGCCUCUGAGAGAGGGCCUCUGUUGACGUUUCAGGAAGGUCACAUUCCAGAAAGCCUGAAGCCAUGGCAGAAGGCAGGAGAAUGUGGCUUCCUCUGUCCCUGUCCCUAUCCUGUGACCGCCUCAUUACACCCUAGAACAUCCCUAUCUCUGUGGCUCCCACAGUGAAGGACACCUCAUAGCCUGCAUCCUUUACCCACCAAGAGUCUCCUUCAGCUGUUUAUGUCACCUGUGCUGUGACAAUCCCUGGCAGCUCCGAGCCAGCUAAAAAAAAAAAACCUGUUAGCCUCUAGAGGACAAUCUGCGUUUUAAAUGUCAUCCCCUGUCGCCUUACAGAAUCUGUUAUAUGGGGCUCACAGAGGUUGUAUAUUGAUCUACAGAAGGCGUUUGUACCAGACUCUUUCUUACUCUGUCCUAGAAUGAUGACGGUCCUCCUCAACACGCGUUGUAUGCUGGGGUGGGAGAAUGGAAUUAUAUAUAUAUGAUAUAGGAUCUAUUUUCCUAACCGUUCCUCUGGGUCCUACCUGGGAUGUGUGCAUCGCGAUGGGGAAGGACUCGACUCGCAAGGCUGCAGCAUUCUGACAGCUGCCUUACUAAUCCACAAGCUGCAGGCCUUCUGAAUGACAGCAGAUGGUGGGCACUGGAGCCAGUCCCAGGAAGAACCUAACUGCGUGACUGAGAAUUCAUCUAUUAAAAAAAAAAACAAACUAUAUUUUUACUGUCAAAACAAAUGGGCUUCCCGGACUUCGCAGUGGCCGGAUGUCCCCUGUGCUUUUAUAUUUUGUCACUGUAAGAGGUUUUUUGGCACAGACAAGCAAGUCAGAAAUCCAGCUGACUGCACUGAAUGGGUGAACUCUGCAUGUGCGAAGGGGGCACACCCAGACUCCAAAAGUAGUAAAUAAAGCUUUCCUGUCAGUGGUAA
Molecule: messenger RNA, 10920 nt
Organism: Mus musculus (house mouse)
Lineage: Eukaryota; Metazoa; Chordata; Mammalia; Rodentia; Muridae
Product: RIKEN cDNA 2900026A02 gene
Exons: 13
Coding region: 911-6214 (1767 amino acids)
Source: RefSeq, a predicted model, not a curated record